This is a messenger RNA of Rhinolophus ferrumequinum (greater horseshoe bat), 5948 nucleotides long. It is a transcript of the gene PER2, whose product is annotated as period circadian regulator 2. Gene Ontology annotation, biological process: negative regulation of transcription by RNA polymerase II; circadian regulation of gene expression; entrainment of circadian clock by photoperiod. Gene Ontology annotation, cellular component: nucleus; cytoplasm. Gene Ontology annotation, molecular function: transcription corepressor binding; transcription cis-regulatory region binding. NCBI's taxonomy places the organism in Eukaryota, Metazoa, Chordata, Mammalia, Chiroptera, Rhinolophidae. The coding region runs from base 171 to 3950 and encodes 1259 amino acids. The record is from RefSeq and is a predicted model, not a curated record. The transcript has 23 exons.
CACUAUGUGACAGCGGCGAGUCAGCGGCAGCAGCAGAGGCGAACAGCGCUGCGGACUACGCGCUGCUCUGGCGGCUGCUGCAACCGGGGCGGCGUCGGCGGACAGACGCGCGGACGGACCGGCGGACAGACUAGGGAGGACGCGGCUCCGCGCUUCUUUCGGGAGCCAGCAUGAACAGAUUCGCCGGAUUUGUCCCCAACCCCAGUAGCCCCACCAAGGAGCCCGUGGAGCCCACACCCAGUGGGGCCCAGCUCCAGGAGGAUGUCGAGAUGAGCAGUGGCUCCAGCGGAAAUGAAACCAACGAAAACUGCUCCACGGGGCGGGGCUCCCAGAGCAGCGACUGUGACGACAGCGGCAAGGAGCUGGGCAUGGAGCCGCCGGACGCCCGGCAGAGUCCGGACGCCUUUAGCUUGAUUAUGGCAAAAACUGACCACAACCCAUCUACAAGUGGCUGCAGCAGUGAGCAGUCUGCCAAAGCAGAUACACACAAAGAACUGGUCAGAACGCUCAAGGAGCUGAAGGUCCACCUCCCCGCAGACAAGAAGGCCAAGGGCAGAGCCAGCACACUGGCGACCUUGAAGUACGCCCUGAGGAGUGUGAAGCAAGUGAAAGCCAACGAGGAAUAUUACCAGCUGCUCAUGUCCAGUGAGAACCACACCUGCGGUGCCGACGUGCCCUCCUACACUGUGGACGAGAUCGAGAGUGUCACCUCCGAGUUCAUUGUGAAGAACGCGGACAUGUUCGCUGCGGCCGUGUCCCUGGUCACUGGGAAAAUCCUGUACAUCUCCAACCAAGUUGCCUCCAUCUUUCACUGUAAGAGGGACACCUUCCAUGAGGCCAAGUUCGUGGAGUUCUUGGCGCCCCACGACGUCAGCGUGUUCCACAGCUCGACCACGCCUUACAAGCUUCCGCCGUGGAGCGUCUGUAGAGGGGCAGAUUCUUUCACUCAAGAAUGCAUGGAGGAGAAGUCAUUCUUCUGCCGUGUCAGUGUCGGGAAGAACCACGAGAACGAGGUCCGCUACCACCCAUUCCGCAUGACGCCUUACCUGGUGAAGGUGCCGGGCCAGCAGGGUGCCGAGAGCCAGCUGUGCUGCGUGCUGCUGGCAGAGAAAGUGCACUCGGGCUACGAAGCCCCUCGAAUUCCUCCUGAAAAGAGAAUUUUUACGACGACACACACACCAAAUUGUUUGUUCCAGGACGUGGAUGAAAGGGCGGUCCCCCUCCUGGGCUACCUACCUCAGGACCUGAUCGAAAGCCCCGUGCUUCUGCAGCUUCACCCCAGCGACAGACCCCUGAUGCUCGCCAUCCACAAAAAGAUCGUGCAGUCCGGCGGGCAGCCCUUCGACUAUUCGCCCCUCCGGUUCCGUGCCCGCAACGGGGAGUACAUCACGCUGGAUACCAGCUGGUCCAGCUUCAUCAACCCCUGGAGCAGGAAGAUCUCCUUCAUCAUCGGGCGGCACAGAGUCAGGAUGGGCCCUUUGAACGAGGACGUGUUCUCCGCUCAGCCGUGCACAGAGGAGAAGGCCAUGCAACCCUGCGUUCAGGAGCUCACAGAGCAGAUCCACCGGCUGCUGCUGCAGCCCGUCCCCCACAGUGGCUCCAGCGGCUACGGGAGCCUGGGCAGCAAUGGAUCCCACGAACACCUCAUGAGCCAGACCUCCUCCAGCGACAGCAACGGCCACGAGGACGCCCGCCGGAGGAGAGCCGAAAUUUCAAAAAAUGGUAACAAGGUCAAAAACAAAAGUCAUUAUUCUGAUGAAUCUGGACAACAGAAGAAAAAAUCUGCUACAGAAAUGCAAUGCAGUUCCCCUGCUCAGAUGACAGCUACCCAGGCCAUGGAGGGCAGCUCAGUCGCCAGCCCACCCAAGGCCGCCUUCCCCGAGGAGCUGGCCUGCAAAAGCCAGCCAGCCGGCUCUUAUCAGCAGAUCAGCUGCCUGGACAGCGUCAUCAGGUACCUGGAGAGCUGCAGUGAGGCCACCACCCUAAAGAGGAAGUGUGAGUUCCCCGCCCACGUCCCCACGCAGAAGGCCAGCGACAAGCGGAAGGCCAGAGGCAUCCCCGGGCUGCUUCCCACAGAGGUGGCGGUGCCCUCCACAGUGAACAGACGCGCGGACGUCGGCGCGCACUUGCCCUCGUUGACGCUGCCGGGCAAGGCGGAGAGCGUGGUGUCCCUCACCAGCCAGUGCAGCUACAGCAGCACCAUCGUGCACGUGGGCGACAAGAAGCCACAGCCUGAGCUAGAGAUGGUGGAAGACCCUGCGAGCGGGCCCGAGUCCCUGGACAGCCGCCUCGGCCAGGACAAGGAGCCCUUCAGGAGGCUGGGUCUCACCAAGGAGGUGCUGGCCGCCCACACACAGAAGGAGGAGCAGAGCUUCCUACUCAAGGUCAAGGAGACUAGGAGACUCAGUGUCCUCCAGUCUCGCUGCCAUUAUUACUUACAAGAAAGAUCCAAGGGGCAGUCGAGUGCAAGAGCUGCUCCUGGACUGAGAAAUACCUCGGGAAUAGACUCAUCUUGGAAAAAGUCCGGGAAGAACAGAAAACUCAAGUCCAAACGGGUCAAGCCUCGAGACUCUUCAGAGAGCACUGGGUCUGGGGGGCCCGUGCCCCACCGGCCCCCGCUGGUCGGCCUGAAUGCGACAGCAUGGUCGCCAUCAGACACCUCCCAGUCCAGCUGCCCCACAGUGCCCUUCCCUACCCCAGUGCCAGCUUACUCCCUGCCCGUGUUUCCAGCCCCAGCCAUCGUGCCAGCACCCGGGUCCGGGGCAGCAGCACCGGGGGCUCCCCACGCUAGCUUCGCAGUGCCCAUGGACGUCCAGCACGACUUCGCAGUCCAGCCUCCGCCGUUCACUGCCCCAUUGGCCCCAGUCAUGGCACUGGUGUUACCGAGCUAUGCCUUCCCCCCAGGGCACCCAAACCUGCCCCAGGCCUUCCUCCCCGGACAGCCGAACUUGUCGUCCCAGGUCCCUGCCUCGCAGCCCGAGUUCUGUGGUCGGACCUCACCCCCCAAACAGCUGUGCGCUUGUCCUCGGACAGAGCGUGGGCCACCGGUGUCACGUGUGACCACCCCAGCUACCCCUCUGUCGGCCGCCGGCCCCUUGGGCCGGGCCUCCCCGCCGCUCUUCCAGUCCCGAGGCAGCUCACCCCUGCAGCUCAACCUGCUACAACUAGAGGAGGCCCCCGAAGGCUGCCCCCCAGCCUCAGUGACAGUUGGGACCACAGGUGCUGGGCUGGACUGCAAAUCUGGCACAUCCUGGGACUGGCAGCCGAAGGCACCGCCAACCCAUGCUGAGCCCCCAGACGCCCAGAACAGCGACGCCCUCUCCACGUCCAGCGAUCUGCUCGACCUCUUACUGCGCGAGGACCUCUGCUCGGCCGCAGAGUCACCCCAGUCUGGAAGCGGGGCCUCCACCACCUCCGGAUCCCUGGGCUCCGGCUCGCUGGGCUGCGACGUGUCCAUAAGUGGGACAGGCAGUAGUGACACAAAUCACACCAGCAAGUAUUUCGGAAGCAUUGACUCUUCAGAGAACAAUCACAGAGGAAGAGCCAGGGUGGCCAUGCAGGAGAGCGAGCACUUCAUCAAGUACGUCCUACAGGACCCCGUCUGGCUGCUGAUGGCCGACACGGACGACAGCGUCAUGAUGACCUACCAGAUGCCUUCCCGAAAUUUGGAAGAGGUUUUAAAGAAGGACAGAAAGAAGCUGAAGCAGCUGCAGGCGCUCCAGCCCAGGUUCACGGAGGGUCAGAAGCAGGAACUGCAAGAAGUGCACCCAUGGGUGCGGUUGGGCGGCCUGCCUGUGGCCGUGGACGUGGCGGAAUGCGUUUACUGUGAAAACAUGGAAAAAGGCAACAUCUGUGUGCCAUAUGAGGAGCAUAUCCCUGCUCUGGGACUCAACGAAAUGACAGGCACCAAAGAAGAGGAAAAUGGACCCCCCCUGAGUCACAAAAACUAAGGGCGGACAUAACCCCGCCCACCUGCCCCACCAGCCUGUGAUCUACAUUAGAUGGUGCUGGAAGGGAGGAUGACAGAGCCUCACAUUUGUUUCUAAUGAAAUGGACAGAUAUACUUAACAUUGUUUUUUUUGUUUUAGAAAAAAAUAGUAUUCUGAAGGGGUGACUGAAAACUGGACAGUGGGAACGGUUUGGGAAGAAAUACAUUUUUAUAUUUAAAAUAUAAAUGUGGACUUUGGGGGACGGGGAAGAGAUUUUCGUUACUAUUUAACUUGAGAAAGACAGAAUCCCCCUUUUUUAGUGUCAGUGAACUUGCCAAAACGCUCGCAGAACUACUUGGGGUGCGCUGAGCCUCUGAGCGGCACAUCCGUGUCCACUGGCCUCCCGUGGGGUGUCCCGAGGCUGUGACCACAUGCGACUCGGAGCUGAGGGCACCCACCUCCUGGAACCUUUCCAGGGUGUGUUUGUACAGAUCAAAUUCCGUCCUCUCUCGGGGGCUGCUUUUUAUCUAAAUUAUUAUCUAGUCAAACUAGAUGUUUUUUACCAAGUGGAGAUCACAGCCUCUCCUACUUUUCUUUCAAAAUGUUUUCGCAUUAAAUGGUGUGAAGUGUAUGUAGUUUGGCAAACCAGCAGCUUCUGCUUCACGUACUGUGGUGGCAACAGAUUCUACGUGACGUAGCUUUCGUUUGGGGUGAACAAAGUUGAAAUGCUCGCUCUGCAUUAACAAAGCCUAGUGGUUUCAGAUUCAUACAUGGCCAAACCCUCCUGUGUGUUUCCAGAUCAUUCUGGGACCCUUUUCCAGACCAUGACCCAUUUGUAUGUUGUCCGUCAUCUCCUUAUGGUGACUGCCCUCUGCAAACCAGGCUUUGAUCACUGCAUUUGGGACCCAUUCGUGUUUGUUCUUCAUCUGACACCUCCCAGACAUGAGCUCUGGCCCUGGCAGAGAGCUGCCGCUGACACCGCGGGCCCCCAGUGACCCGUCGUGCAUUUCCCGGGGUGCUGUGCACUCACCUCUGCCCUAUGGGCUACGACGUGGGCCCUCGACCUCUGUGUGCCUCACCUCGCUUGGUGUACCUUCCGGUCUCUGAGGUAAUGUGCCCUAGUGUCACGGGUACUUUCAGGCCAUUGGGUGGGUGAGGCCAGUCUGCCCAACUUUUUGCCAAAUCUCAUGCUGCAUCAUAUAUCCCAAAGAUUGUUUGGAAUUUUCUUGGUCCCUGGAGUGAAUGAAAAGAUCCCACUGAUGAAAGAAUUGACUUAGAAUUGGACUGAGUCUGUAGAGACCAAAAGGAAGCAGGUUUUCUCUUGUCUUCUGCUGGAGAAGUGGCUGCUACAACAGGUGACGUCUGCUUGUCAUCCAGCCGGUUUCCAUAGUGACACCAUCUUAUGCCUGAAUAGUAAUUCUAUUUUUUUAUAAACUCAAACAGAAAACACUGUUUAAAUUUUUUUGAAUUUACAAAGUAGCAUCACCUUCAGAUUUGGCGUGUGUGGAAACUAGAUGCUGCAAACUGCUUCCUGACUCUGAUCUCGUCGUUAAGGGAUUAAACGAGAGUCAAGGUUACGUUUCUGCUCCCUGAACAUAAACUGCAGAAACGUUCUCCGCUGUUAUGAAUGUUCACCGUCAGCAUUAUUUCAUUAUUUUAUGUAUUCUCAUUGAUUAACUGUGUAUCUUCAACGUGCUGAGAAGGUGACAGUAGGAGCAUUUUGUGAAAUUGUUUACACGGUGCCACGCAUUGAGUCAUAUGUUUUCUUUAGAAUGUGUGCUUACACGGGUAUUAUAAAAACCUUCUCGAUUUUAAACUGAGCCUUCUUUUUAAUAUAUUCCUUAAAAAGGUCUGUAAAUAAGCUCUCCGAGUCUGUGUAAUGACUUGCCGGACAAGUGGUUUGUUCGUGAGCAAACCAAGCUUUCUCCACCCAGUGCAAUAUGUUUGUUUGACUGCUUGUGUCUUUUUAUGACUUUUUUGCCUUUUAGAAAAUUGGUAAAUAAAGCAAGUAUAUUUUUA